AUCGCUGUGUCCAACGCUCAGUCCACCAGACCGGCCGACUCAGCAGACAUGACAUUCAAGGUGUGUACAGCGGUCGUGCUGCUGGCAGCGACGGCCAGCGCCAUCUACGUGGAGCCCAGUUAUGGCGGUAAAAGCGCUUACUCUUACAAGCCUGCACCCGCCUACCACGCACCCGUCUACGCGCCAAAGCCCGUAGCCUACGCACCAGCCCCAGCGUACCACGCACCUGCUCCAGUGUACGCACCUGCCCCUGCCUACCAUGCUCCAGCAUACCAUGCGCCUGCUCCUGCAUACUACGCUCCAGCUCCUGCCUACCAUGCUCCGGCAUACCAUGCGCCUGCCCCUGCCUACCACGCACCUGCUCCAGCAUACCACGCACCUUCCUACGCUCCUAGCCACGGAUACAAGGAGGAGCCCUACGAUCCUCACCCCAAGUACUCCUUCGAGUACGGAGUCAACGACCCCCACACCUACGACAUCCACAGUCAGAAGGAGGAGCGCGACGGAGACGUUGUCCACGGGUCCUACAGCCUGGUCGAGCCUGACGGUUCCAAGAGGACUGUGGAGUACACUGCUGACCCUCACAACGGAUUCAACGCUGUCGUCCACAGAGAACACAACUCACACCCAUCCUACUCUCCUAAGCCCUACGCACCCUCCUACCCCGCCCCCUCGCAUUAUUGAUGUGAUAUAGCUUAAUCGAGUUACCAAUGUCUUCCUCGACUGUUUGUAUACUGUGUAUAAAGUACAAUUAGUUUUAGGUUGUUUUGUGUGUUUUGUAUUAAAAUUUGAAUGUUUAUUUAAA
This is a messenger RNA of Macrosteles quadrilineatus (aster leafhopper), 805 nucleotides long. RefSeq names its product cuticle protein 19-like. NCBI's taxonomy places the organism in Eukaryota, Metazoa, Arthropoda, Insecta, Hemiptera, Cicadellidae. The transcript is spliced from 2 exons. Gene Ontology annotation, cellular component: extracellular matrix. Bases 49 to 684 code for a protein of 211 amino acids. The record is from RefSeq and is a predicted model, not a curated record.